AUGGCCACAGGCAGCGUUUGGCCCUGCCUGCCAAGUGAGGCCGCCUGCGUGACCAAGGUUGGCAUUCCCGUCCGCUUCGACCCCUCGGCUCGUCAUGCGUUCUGGUGGAGGACGAAGUAUCCGACCUGGGAGGAGUCCACUUUUCAGAUCUUUCGCUACUUCGUGAGGCCCGAUUCGGUCGUCCUCGACGUGGGCGGAUGGAUCGGUUCUACAUCGCUGUGGCUAGCAGCCUUGGCCCAGAAGGUCGUUGUCCUCGAGCCAAGCGACGCGGCUUUUGAGGAGCUGGUUCAGAAUGCGGCACAAAACGCCGACAGGCGCGACCGCCUCUCUUUGCUUCGCGUGGCCUUGGGUGCACGGCGAGGUUUCGUGCAGAUGACGAACAGGGGCGACUCGGCCGACCAGGUGGGCAUCUACGACGGCCGCCAGGCCAUUCUUUCAACAGUCUGGGAUCUGAGAGAGCUGCUACUGGCCUUUCCGAUCUUGAACGAGACCUCCUUCAUCAAGAUCGACGCGGAAGGCUCCGAGCGGGACCUGGUCCCUAGCAUGGCCUCAUUCCUCCACCGAACGCGGCCCACCGUGUGGCUUUCUCUCCAUCCCUAUGCUCUGACAGUAGAGGAGAUGACCGGCUUGGUGGCGUUGCUGAAGGAAAUGUGUCCCUUUCUGUAUGGGCUGCGCUGGAACAUCACUUGGGCGCUGACGGACUUCCGCAUCACCGGCCGCAUGGUCGACCGAAUGCCUCAGGUUGCAGACUCCGCGGACGACGCGCUGUGCCUCUUCUCGCCGGCGCCCCGCGAACUCCUGGCACACUAA
Symbiodinium natans is the source of this 810-nucleotide messenger RNA. The record is from the annotation of a GenBank genome assembly. Lineage: Eukaryota; Dinophyceae; Suessiales; Symbiodiniaceae.